AUAUCUUUGAAACGUUUAUGUAUGUGGUGUUUACAUUACACUGCCCAAGAUGUGGUGGUGUUGUUGAAGAGAGAUGUCUGUUGGCGGAAAUUUAAGUCAGUUUGCUAGAAAUAGUUCUGUUUCCUUACCAGUUCAAUCUGAGACGAAGAGACAGUUAGUUGAUGAUGAAGAGAGGAAUGAAGGUCCAUCCAGAAGUGCGAAGGAAAAAAGAGUCCAUCCGCCGUCGUAUGACACUCCGAAAAUUGCUACAUUGACAGAAAAUCAUUCGCAACUAUCUUCUGUGAAGUCUGAAGCAGAUGUGGAAAUCGAUGAGAGUGAUGUGUAUGUUGACUGUGAAGCUGGUGAUAUAAACAGUUGCCAUUCGUACAAAUCCCAGUCCGUCUCUGGGCUUUCUAGAUCAGAGAUUCAGGCACAGAAAUCGAAGAAAAAUGGGCUUACAGCCCUGGAGAAACAAGUGCUUGGUCUGAAGCAACAACAUCCUGGAAUGAUUCUCAUGAUACAAAAUGGAUACAAGUACCACUUUUAUGAAGAAGAUGCUGAGAUAGCUUCAAAGCUGCUGGAAAUUGCAACAUUUCGUCUUCAUAAUUUCCUGCAGGCAUGCGUACCUGUAGCUCGCCUAAAAUAUUAUGUCUACCAGUUUGUAGAGAAAGGUUAUAAAGUGGGAGUGGUCAACCAGACUGAAACUACUGCACUGAAAGCAGCUGGAGAAAACAGGAAUGCCCCAUUUUCAAGAGAACUAAGCUGUGUUUACAGUCGAGCCACAUUAAUUGGUGAUGAUGUAAAUCCACAGGCCUUUGAAGGAAACUGUUUGAUGAGAGAGAGAAAGCCUUCGUGCAUUCUUUCUCUGUGUGAGGAUAACACUGGAAAUAAAACAACUAUAGGAAUUGCAACAUUUGAUCCCAGCACUGGUGAAGCUAUAUAUGACUCAUUUGAUGACCUGAAAACAAGAGAAGAACUCGAAAAAAGAUUAGCUCAUCUAAAUCCUGCAGAAAUACUGAGCCAAGAAACACUCAGCACAAGCACCGAAACUUUAUUAAAACAUAGCGGAGCAUGUCUGGAACGACUCUCAGAUGAAGAAUAUGAGUUUUCAAAAGCAUUGGCUGUUGUUGCCGUAUUUCUGAGCAGCCCAAAUGACAAACCAAUAGGCUAUUCUGAACCAGUGUUGACUUUGAAUGAAUUAACACCAAUAGUGAUCAGGGCUCUGGGUGCAUUGUGGCAGCAUCUGGCACAAUUUAAACUUCAGGAUGGAAUGAGUGCUGCAAGGUUAACAAGUUUUACAUCACUGGAAAAGCACUUGCAGUUGAGUGCAUCAGCCCUUCAGAAUUUGGAGGUUUUUGCAAGCAGUAGUGGUGAUGAAAGAGGUUCCUUGUUAUCUAUAAUGGAUCAUACAAGAACUGCAUUCGGGAAAAGAUUACUGGAACAAUGGAUGUCACAACCUUCGCGUGAUAUUUCAGAACUCCUGAGGCGGCAGGAUGCCGUGCAGGAGUUGAUCAACCCUAACUGCAGAGUUACUCCUCUACUAGGUGACAUUCUAAAAGGCCUUCCAGAUCUAGAUAGAGGACUUACAAAUGUAGCUUAUCACAGAUGCACUACCAACAACUUCUACCGAUUGAUAGAAGCUUUGAGUUUUAUUUAUCAAAGCUUGGAAGUCAUUGCAGUUGUUACAGAAGCCUAUGUUCAAAGUUCUUUGAUAAGGGAACUAAUAACUGACAUAACUGUACAGCUCCGUGAUGUAAAGGAAAUUAUGAAUAUUUUGAACCCUUCAGCAGCCAAGAUUGGUGACAAAACAUCAAUUUUAAAUGAUUAUUCAGAGUUCCCAAAUGUUUUGAGGACCAAGACAGAAAUCAAGGCACUGGAAAAUGAGCUGGAUGAGUUGCGACCAUCCAUUGCAGAAACUUUGGGAGUGCCUUUGUUCUACUAUAUUACAGUUGCUGGUCAAGAAUAUUUGAUACAAGCCAAGAAGGAUGUGCAAGUGCCUCUUGACUGGAUCCUUGUCAAUCAGACAAAGACCUAUCGACGGUACCGUUCCCCACAAGUUAUAUCCAUUUUGAAGCAGUUGUGUCAGCUACGUGAAAAAGUAGAAGCUGAUUGUGAAGAAGCUUGGAGAAAUGUGGUGGACCAGUUUAACAAAGAUUACAUAAGACAUAAAAAAUCUGUUAAAAAUCUUGCAGCCUUAGAUGUAUUGUUAUCAUUUUCAGAAGCUGCGAAGCUCAGUGAUUACUGCAGGCCAAAGCUGAUUGAAUCAGUAGAAUCAGAAAUUCAUAUUAAGAAUGGACGACAUCCUGUUCUAUCAAGAAUUAUGGAAGAAUCUGGACAUUUUAUUCCAAAUGAUUCUUAUCUAAAGAGCUCUGAGCCUAUGGUGCUGUCAGGACCUAACAUGGGAGGCAAAUCUUGUUAUGUUCGCCAGGUUGCACUGUUAGUCAUUAUGGCACACACCGGCUCAUUUAUACCAGCUGAGUAUGCCACUAUCAGCAUUCUUGAUGCCGUUUAUGUAUGGAUGGGUGCAGGAGAUAACAUUUUGCAAAGGAAGAGCACAUUUAUGGUUGAAGCUGAGGGAGCAUCAAAUAUCUUGAACCAAGCAACAACCCAGUCGUUAGUUAUAAUGGAUGAAUUUGGGAGAGGUACAAGUACUUAUGAUGGAGCUGCUCUAGCUGCAGCAACUUUGAACUACCUCAAAUCCAAGGUUGGCUGUCUACUACUCUUUGUAACACAUUACCCUGAGGUGAUGGAAACUGUACCAGACUGUAACUACCACAUGGGAUACCACAUAGUACGUGAAGAUGAAGAAGCUGAAGGAAAGUUAAUAUUCCUGUACACUGUUAUGAAAGGAGGAGCAAGCAGCAGCUAUGGCUUAAAUGUUGCCCGCAUGGCUGGUAUUCCGGGACCCAUAAUAAAAGUAGCAAAAGAUUUUGCUGAGAGAGUAAGAGCUCAAAGAAUCAUCAAAAGAGAGAUGAGGGGGCUUCUACAGAACAUGUGGUCUGACGAUCAGGACGAAGUAAAUAACGCUCUCAAUGAAAUUGGUGACCUUCAUGUUCCAUGGAAACAGCACCAUGAUGCAAUUGAUACAUGCUGAUGCCCUUCAACAAUGAAGAGUUUGGAAUGUUAUCAGAAAGUUUUAUCUCUCAUUAGGGAAGGAAUUUCUAUUCCUAUGGAUGCAUGUUAUCUUCUACAAAAGUUUUUUUUUUUUUUUUUUUCAAUAACUGGAAUGUCAUUAUCAAAUUUUAUGAUAUAUUUAUGAAUUAUUAAGGAAAAUAUUAUUAAUUUAGAAAGCAAAAGCUGACAGAAUAUCUUGCAAGUCAGUAAAUAAAUUAUAUAAAGUUUUACAUUUUUAUUGCAUUUUUGUAUAUUAGAGUGACAGUAUGAUCAUAUGUAGCUGUACUCCUUGCCUUCUGUCAUAACUGACACAGUCUCAUGAUCAAAAAAGUAUGGCAUGGUGAAUUAGCUGGUAUGUACAUCUCAGAAGUUAUCACUGUUUUAAUUGGUUUGUUUUAAGGAAAAGUUUAAUAAUAAAAGGAGAGAAGUGGGAGAACAGUUGCUAAUAACAUAUCUAAAUCUGUAACUUCUCUUUGACUGUAUAAUGCUGAAUGAGGCUUCUGGCUGUGGACAGCCUGGGAAUUUUGUAUAGUGGUACAGUAUCAUUUUCUGUGUGAUAUCUUUUGUUGUUCCCUUCUUCCCAUUUUUUAUUUUAAAAUUAUAUUUUUAUAUUUAUUUGCUUUCAUUUGUCAGUUCUUAUUCUAUAGUAUUUAGUCAAACAGCGGAAAAUCCAGAAUGGAAUGUAACAAUAUUAUGAAAAGGAUAGUUGCUUCUCAUCUUAUAGUGGUGUGUGUGUGUGUGUGUGUGUGUGUGUGUUCAUUUGUUUGUUUGUUUUUAUCAUCUACUUUUGACAUUGGCCUUAUUGGCCGAAAUCUUAUUUGUGACAGUUUUUUGUUGUGCCUAUCUGAGAUUCAGCAUCUCCACUACAUGGUGAGUAGCAACUUACCUACUCAUAAUAGUACUUAUUCAAGUAUUUAUGCAAGUUGUUCUUUAAUUUUUCCUUUGUGCAGCAGAAGUGCCAUGAUAGAUUCUUGGAAUUGUUGAAAUGGCAAGUCCCCACCCAUAUCCUCCGUGCUUGCUAAUAUUAGAUUCCUGCCAGAGGUUGAAUGUAAAUCUGUAUCUGCAGUGAUGGUUGUGGAUUCAUAGCCCAUUGUGGCAUAUCAAUCAUAAGAAUGUGCAGUGUCUGUUCUUUCGGACAUGUCUGACAGAACACACACCACGUGGAAUCCUCAGCUGUGAUACAUAUUAUGUAAAUUGAGGAUUCCACGUGGAGUAUGUUCUUUCAGACAUGUCCAAAAGAAUGGACACCAUGUGUUCAUGCAGUUGAUACACCUCAGUGGGCUAUGACUCAACAAACAUCAUUGCAGAUACUUAUUUACGUUUGAUCUCUGGUGGGAAUCUAAAAUUAGCUAGCAAGGAGGACAUGCAUGGGGAAUGUGGAUAAAUGGUGGUGGUAGGUGGAAAUGUGGCUUGACUGAGGAGCGUGCUGAGCUAGUCCAUACAUUUGUGAUUAACACUGUGUCCAGGUGGUGCAGUGGUUAACACAACUGCCUAGUAAGCAGAAAAUCAUGGGUUCAAGUCCCAGUCUGGCAAAUACUUUCAUUCAUUGCCACUGAUUCUGCAUGAAGUCCUGCUACAGCUGGUACCAUCAGUCACUUGCCAGCCCUUUCCUCCCCCGUGCUCCCCCCCCCCCCCC
Schistocerca gregaria is the source of this 4729-nucleotide messenger RNA. Its product is annotated as DNA mismatch repair protein Msh3-like. NCBI's taxonomy places the organism in Eukaryota, Metazoa, Arthropoda, Insecta, Orthoptera, Acrididae. The transcript is spliced from 19 exons. Gene Ontology annotation, cellular component: nucleus. The record is from RefSeq and is a predicted model, not a curated record. Gene Ontology annotation, biological process: mitotic recombination; mismatch repair. The coding region runs from base 74 to 3073 and encodes 999 amino acids. Gene Ontology annotation, molecular function: ATP binding; ATP-dependent DNA damage sensor activity; mismatched DNA binding.